AAGCAAACAAAAAUGGCUGUAGCUUUCUAUAUUCCCGAUCAAGCCGCUCUAAUGCGUAAGGCUCGUCAACAAGAGCAACAAAUUUUGGCAAUGCGUGAGGCCCAUUGGCGUUAUGUGGCCUCGGUGGUCUACGAUGUGUUGAGACAGUAUCUACAAGCCACACCAUCGAUACUUGGCCGAACAUCCAGCAGUGGUUCCACACAACAAGACAAAUCAUCCAACUCCAAUAAAAAAUAA
Messenger RNA from Musca vetustissima, 237 nucleotides. RefSeq names its product cell death protein rpr. The record is from RefSeq and is a predicted model, not a curated record. Lineage: Eukaryota; Metazoa; Arthropoda; Insecta; Diptera; Muscidae. Bases 13 to 237 code for a protein of 74 amino acids. The transcript has a single exon.